AUGGCUGUCGCACCGCGUCUCCGCUGCCUCCUGUGGCUCGCCUGCCUUCUGUCCCUAGCCCUGGUUCCGAUGGCCGCAGGCCUGUAUGAACUCCGCCUCACCACCGAUGGUCCUGCCACCACGGGGGCAGAAGUGACCAUCUCAGCCAGCUUUGUGACCAGGGACAAUGGCAGCCUGGCCCUGCCCACUGAUGCCCACCUCUACCGCUUCCACUGGAUCCACACUCCGCUGGUGCUCACCGGCAGGACGGAGAAGACUCUCAGCUCCACCAUCCGUGUGGUCAGCAAUGUGCCCGGGGACUUGCCAGUCUCCGUCUGGGUCACUGCAGCCAAUUGCUGGACGUGCCAGCCUGUGGCGAGGGGCUUCACCGUCAUCCCAGUCACAGAGUUCCUGGUGGGGAACCUCGUCAUCGCCCAGAACAGCUCCUUGCCCUGGCCCAGCUCCUACCUCACCAAGACGCCCCUUAAAAUCUCCUUCCUCCUCCACGACCCGAGCAACUUCUUCAAGUCUGCCUCGUUACUCUACAACUGGGACUUCGGAGACGGGACCCAGAUGGUGACUGAAGACCCCGUGAUCUAUUACAACUAUUCGAUUAUUGGGACCUUCACCAUGAAGCUCAAGGUGGUGGCUGAGUGGGAGCUGGUGAAGCCCGAUGCCGAGAAGAGCGUCAUGCAGAAGACGGGCGACUUCUCUGCCUUGCUGAAGCUGCAGGAAACCCUUCGAGGCAUCCAGAUCGUGGCACCCACACUAAUUCAAGCCUUCCAAAAGGCGACAGUGACCUUGAACUUCCUUGGGAGCCCCCCACUGACCAUGUGCUGGCGCCUCAAGCCGGACUGCCACCCGCCGAAGGAAGGGGAUUGCCACUCAGUGUCAGUGGCCAGUACAACCUACAACUUGACGCACACCUUCAGGAGCCCUGGGGAUUACUGCUUCAGCAUUCGAGCUGAGAAUGUCAUCAGCAAGACUCAUCAGUACCACAGGAUCCAGGUGUGGCCUGCCAGCAUCCAGCCCGCUGUCUUUGCUUUCCCAUGCGCCACGAUCAUCACCGUGAUGCUGGCCAUCGUCAUGUAUAUGACCCUGCGGAAUGCCACUCAGCCGAAGGACAUGGUGGAGGUGGCUGAUUUUGACUUUUCCCCCAUGUCUGACAAGAACCCGGAGCCACCCUCUGGGGCAAGGUGCUGCUGCCAGGUGUGCUGUGGGCCCUUCUUGCUGGAGACCCCAGCUGAGUACCUGGAAAUCGUCCGCGAGAACCAUGGACUCCUCCCACCCCUCUACAAGUCUGUCAAAACUUACACUGUGUGAGCGCCCUUCCUCUAUCCUGUCUCAGUGUUAACUGAUUGCCAGCUUGGAGCUUCCAGAAAGGUGGUGUGCGCUGCUGAACAGGAAGAGUUCAUGUGUACAGGGUGUUUGCCCUGGCCAUCUGUCUAUCCAUCCAUCUGUACAGUACAGCCACUGCCAAAAGCCCCUCUCAGUCAGCUUAACCUCCCUUCCUCUGAAGAUGCCCCAGGCAGAACUGGCACUUGGUGUGUUCCCUGUUCUCUCCCAGGUGUCCAGGUGUCCUUGGCUGCCCCUCACUCAUUCCUCUCAUACUGGCACAUCUGCUCUCCAUCUGGGGUCCACCCUUCCCUCCCCCAGGAAGCACUGCCUAUGCCAGAGAGCUAGGAGGAGGUCAGAAGGUCACAAACUGUUAGAAUACAUAACUACAGACCAUGCACACAGAGACAUGAACACACAUACACACACACGUACCAAGCAGGCAUCUCAGAUUUGUCCCUCUGUUAAGUGGAAACCCUGGUGGCAUAGUGGUUAAGUGCUACGUCUGCUAACCAAGAGGUCAGCAGUUCAAAUCCGCCAGGUGCUCCUUGGAAACUAUCGGGCAGGUCUACUCUGUCCUAUAGGGUCGCUAUGAGUCGGAAUCGACUCGAGGGCAAUGGGUUUGGUUUUUUGUUUGUAUCAAUUAAGUAGUUGCUGGGAUGCACCCUGAAUUAGAAUGAAAAUGAAGUUUGACCUUCUCUACUUGGCACAACACUUCCUGGGCCUGGCCCCUUCCUCUCUCUGUGUGUUGUCUCUGUGACUAUGUGGUCCCAUUCCAAGGCCACCCUACUCUCUGCCUGCUUGCUGGCGGUUGGGUGGGGAUAGGACUACCACUUUGUGAGUGCAGAUUGCUGUAUAUAUAUAUAUAUAUAUAUCAACUUCUAUUGCAACCCAUGAAUUCAACUUGAACUGUGGGAACGGCCUUGCAGUCAAGGGAGCUGGAGCCAGUGUGGACUUGGAGUCCCCGGAUGUGGACGGUGCUCUUCCUGCCCAGGCUGCUUCCAAGGGGCGCUUGAGAAGGAAGAAGCAGGACUGAACAGAGCCAGGCGCGGGACGUGGGGAAGACAGCACAUGUUGGGGAAGAGUUAGGGGGGCAGAAGGAGAUGCUGUCCAGGCCCAAGCGUCCCAGGCUCCAAGUGUCCAGGAGUCUCAGGAGCAACCUGCGUGAGCUGUUUGGGAAUGGAAGGAGCAGGGCCGGUCUGCUCUCCGAUGUCCUUUGGGCAAUGGCCUUCACACCAUUGUGCAGCUCAUUCUCGUUAAAUCCUGCCAUCAUUGCUGAAUAAAGCUUGUGUGCUCUGAAUAUAGCCAAGCAUCUGGGUGUGGCUGAGUCUCUUUCUCAUGCACAUAUACUUGGGUCUUGCCAGGGGCAAAAGCAGUUCUUGGACACAGAGGGACAGCUGAUCUCUUUCAAAGGUGGAGUGAGCUUGACUCACAGUGACCCUACAGGACAGAGUAGAACUGCCCCAUAGGGUUUCCAAGGAGUGGUUCGUGGAUUCGAACUGCCGACCGUUUGGUUAGCAGCCAUAGCUCUUAACCACUGUGCUACCAGGGCUCCAUUGAUCCCACACAGAUUGUUCUUAAAAGAGCAUAA
Loxodonta africana (African savanna elephant) is the source of this 2905-nucleotide messenger RNA. RefSeq names its product transmembrane protein 130 (gene TMEM130). The record is from RefSeq and is a predicted model, not a curated record. Gene Ontology annotation, cellular component: plasma membrane. NCBI's taxonomy places the organism in Eukaryota, Metazoa, Chordata, Mammalia, Proboscidea, Elephantidae. The transcript is spliced from 8 exons. Bases 1 to 1302 code for a protein of 433 amino acids.